AUGGAUGAUUUGUGGAAUGACGCGUGGGAUUCUCUUAUUAAAGAGGUGCAGAGGGAAGACGAUGAGGAGGAUGCGGCGAAGGCAGCGGAAUUGGCGGGGGCGGCGCUCCCUCGUGUGAUUCAUCAUCGUCGGACAAUCCCACGAGACCAUACCGGAGAGCACCAGCGGCUGAUGGCAGACUUCUUUGGCGAUAACCCCCGUUACCCAUCAGAGAUUUUCCGUCGGCGUUUCAGAAUGUCGCAGCAGCUCUUCACCCAUAUAGCGACGACAUUGGCGGCGCGGUACAGGUGCUUCACUCUCCGGAGUGAUUGCACUGGCCGAAUCGGGCUGUCUACUUUUCAUAAAUGCACCGCUGCAAUUAGGCAGCUUGCCUAUGCCGGACCGACUGAUAUGUUCGACAAAUACCUCCAGAUGGGUGAGACGACUAGCCUAGAGGUGCUCCGACCGUUUUGUAAGGGCAUCCGGGAAAUCUUUGGUCCGGAGUUCCUACGAAAGCCAACCUCUAAUGAGUACCAGAUACUGCUAGAUAUGCACGGUUCGGUGCACGGUUUCCCAGAGAUGAUAGGAAGCAUCGAUUGCAUGCAUUGGGAGUGGAAAAACUGUCUGGUGGCGUGGAAAGAACAAUCUGCAAGGAAGGACCGGUUGAAGAUCCAAUUCGGUCAUAAGUCGUCGUAG
This is a messenger RNA of Salvia splendens (bonfire salvia), 675 nucleotides long. RefSeq lists its product as uncharacterized. The coding region runs from base 1 to 675 and encodes 224 amino acids. The transcript has 2 exons. NCBI's taxonomy places the organism in Eukaryota, Viridiplantae, Streptophyta, Magnoliopsida, Lamiales, Lamiaceae. The record is from RefSeq and is a predicted model, not a curated record.